AUGGACAAGUACGUGUUUCAGUCUAAACCGAAAGCUAAACCGGAGGCCAUCAUUGCGGGCCCCAAGUAUCGCUUCACUGUUCUGACCGAUCGUCUGCUGCGUUUCGAGUGGUCCGAAGAUUUUCAGUUCGAAGACCGAGCUUCCACGUUUGCGAUCAAUCGCGACUUUCCGGUCCCGGAAUUUAGGGUCAUUGAUAAUGAUGGCCUCGAAAUCAUCACAGACCAUUUCCACUUGAGCUAUGACAAGAAGAAAUUCAGUCCCAACGGCAUGGUCGCUCACCUCAGUGCCAAAACAACUAAGUAUGGAACCGAAUGGCGGUUUGGGACACCAUCAACCCUCAACUUAGGAGGUACGGCGAGAACGCUGGAUCUUUGUGAUGGUCGAUGCGACAUGGGCGAUGGAAUUCUGUCGAAAGCUGGCUUCGCAACGAUCGAUGAUUCUAGGUCUAUGCUUUUCGAUGGACAUGGCUUUGUGGCCAGUCGGCCCGCCGGAGACCGAGUGGAUGGAUAUCUCUUCGCCUACGGUCACGACUAUAAAGCCGCAAUCAAAGCGUUUUAUGCCAUAUCUGGUAAGCAACCAGUCGUUCCAAGAUAUGCCCUGGGCAAUUGGUGGAGCCGAUACUACCCAUAUCGACAAGGCGAGUAUCUUCAGCUCAUGGACGAGUUUCGAGCCCGCGAUAUUCCCAUGUCGGUCGCGGUACUUGAUAUGGAUUGGCAUCUAGUAUCGGACGAGCGCGUGCCACACGCGGGCUGGACGGGCUAUACGUGGGAUAAGAAGCUCUUCCCCGACCCGGCACAGUUCGGUUGUGAGCUUCACGAUCGCAACCUCAAAGUAACCUUGAAUGACCAUCCCCACGACGGGAUUCAUUCGCACGAAGAUUCCUACGAAGAAAUGGCAGAAUUCCUAGGUCGCGAUCCAAGGACCAAAACUCCGAUCUUGUUUGACUCAACUGACCCGAAGUUCAUGGAGGCUUACCUGAACAUUCUUCACCGAAGCCUUGAAUCAAUAGUCUGCGACUUUUGGUGGAUUGAUUGGCAACAGGGGCCUUACUCCAAGAUUCCCGGGAUCGACCCUUUGUGGAUGCUGAACCAUUUCGACUAUCUUGAUCAUGCGCGGGAUGGCAAGGUCCCACUGAUCCUCUCCAGAUAUGCUGGCCCCGGUAGUCAUCGCUACCCCCUUGGUUUCUCGGGCGAUACGGUGGUGUCUUGGGCUUCACUUGAGUUCCAGCCAGAAUUCACAGCAACCGCGUCGAACAUUGGGUAUGGUUGGUGGAGCCACGAUAUCGGCGGCCACAUUCACGGUGGCCGCGAUGAUGAACUGGUCACCCGCUGGGUUCAGCUAGGAGUCUUUUCGCCGAUCAUGCGACUACAUUCCACGUCUUCUCGCUGGAUGUCUAAGGAGCCAUGGCUCUAUCGCGAUGAGUGUGGCGCGGUCAUGUCGCAUUUCUUACAGCUUCGGCAUAGGCUCGUGCCGUACCUCUACACGCGGAACGUGAUGGGCGCAGCCGAGGACGAGCCACUAGUGCAGCCGCUAUACUGGCAAUACGCUAGACAUGAAGAGGCCUAUUCUGUGCCCAACCAAUUCUUUUUUGGGUCCGAGUUAGUAGUUGCUCCGAUCGUGCAGCCCCGGGAGAAACGGACCAACCUGGCAUCGGUGAAAGCCUGGUUGCCGCCCCUCGGACGUUAUGUCGAUAUUUUCACUGGUACCGUGUAUGACGGGGAUCGCGGGUUGACGCUCUACCGACCCCUCGAGGGGUACCCAGUCCUAGCACAUGAAGGAUCAAUCAUCCCCCUAGACGCUGACCAUGCUCCCCGGAACGGCUGUCUCAACCCGGAUGCCUUCGAGGUUCUGAUCGUGGUAGGCCAAGAUGGCCAUGUGAGUGUGAUUGAAGACAGCCGGGAUGACGGAAGCCGGGAUAUCAACGAGGAUGCCGGAAAGCAACGAAUCUCCACGAUCGUUUACGCACAAGCGCGAGGAAAACUAGUCGCGAAUGUCACCGGUCGAUCGUGGGCGUUCCGCUUCCUCGCAUUUACUACUAAGCCGAAGGAGCUCAAGGUCCUGAUCAAUGGACACGACCGAACAAAGGAUUCGACUGCCACUGUCAUUCACUAUCCGAACUCUCCAGGUCUACUCGUGCAGUGUCCAGUUGUAUCUGCAGAGGAGUACUCUAUUAUUAUCGAUUUGGGUGCCAAUCCACAGCUCAGUGUAGUAGAUCACAGGGCUCAACUGGAGCGACUGAUCAUGAAUUACCAGAUUACAUUCCAGAUGAAAAACAAGCUAUGGGAUGUCGUGGAGCGGUUUAAGGACCGGCCUCUAAAUGUGACGAUCGGGAACUUGACCGCACUAGGGUAUGAUGAAGCCAUUGUAGGUCCAAUUGCCGAGUUGCUUUUAGCGGACAGCCGAUCGGUUAGAUUGUCGACAAAGUGAGAUUUGUCAGAGUUAGAUGUGGUAGAAGUAUUAGCAAUAGUACGAAGUAAAC
Aspergillus alliaceus is the source of this 2479-nucleotide messenger RNA. Its product is annotated as glycosyl hydrolases family 31-domain-containing protein. The transcript has a single exon. Lineage: Eukaryota; Fungi; Ascomycota; Eurotiomycetes; Eurotiales; Aspergillaceae. Gene Ontology annotation, molecular function: alpha-glucosidase activity. The record is from RefSeq and is a predicted model, not a curated record. The coding region runs from base 1 to 2427 and encodes 808 amino acids. Gene Ontology annotation, biological process: N-glycan processing; carbohydrate metabolic process.